This is a messenger RNA of Sarcophilus harrisii (Tasmanian devil), 933 nucleotides long. Its product is annotated as olfactory receptor 8K1-like. NCBI's taxonomy places the organism in Eukaryota, Metazoa, Chordata, Mammalia, Dasyuromorphia, Dasyuridae. The record is from RefSeq and is a predicted model, not a curated record. Gene Ontology annotation, molecular function: G protein-coupled receptor activity; olfactory receptor activity; odorant binding. Gene Ontology annotation, biological process: G protein-coupled receptor signaling pathway; sensory perception of smell. Gene Ontology annotation, cellular component: membrane.
GAAAUGAUCAAGAUGAAUGAAACUGCAGGGAAGCAGGUGACUGAAUUCAUUCUCAUGGGCAUCACAAACCAUCCUGAAUAUCAGUGUCCUCUCUUUUUUGUGUUUUUGGUCAAUUACAUGAUCACAGUGCUGGGGAACCUGGGUAUCAUUAUCCUAACCACUGUGGAUUCCCACCUCCAAAUUCCCAUGUACUUUUUUCUCAAACAUCUGGCAUUUGUGGAUCUUGGUUAUUCCACAGCUAUUGGACCAAAAAUGCUGGUUAGUUUCACAGAGGAGAAAAAUAUCAUUUCCUAUAAUGGGUGUGCAAUGCAGCGUUUUGUUGGGAUAUGUAUCACAAGUGAAAUAUUUAUCCUAUCAGCCAUGGCCUAUGAUCGCUAUGUGGCAAUCUGUAAGCCCCUCCUAUAUGUGGUCAUCAUGUCAAACAGGGUAUGUUGGCUUUUGGUGGCUUUAUCAUAUCUCUAUAGCAUUAUGGUAUGCCUACUGAUCACAACAAAUAUUUUUAUAUCAUCUUUCUGCAAAUCAAAUGUAUUGGGAUAUUUUUACUGUGACUGUAUGCCUCUAAUAUCCAUUAUAUGCUCAGACACAAGUGGAAUAGAACUAAUAAUUUUGACUUUUUCUGCAAUUAAUUUGGUUUCUUCCCUCUUGGUUAUCCUUAUUUCCUACAUGCUCAUUCUUUUGGCCAUCCUCAGGAUGAACUCUUCUGAGGGCAGACACAAAGCUUUCUCUACCUGUGGCUCUCAUCUCACAGUGGUAGUUGUAUUCUAUGUGACAUUACUCUUCAUGUACCUGCAGCCUCAAUCUAGCCAUUCUUUUGACAUAGACAAGAUGGCCUCUGUGUUUUACACUCUGAUCAUCCCUAUGCUCAAUCCUUUGAUCUACAGCUUGAGGAACAAAGAGGUAAAAGGUGCCUUGAAAAGGCUUUUUAAAAAGUGA